AGGUCGCUUUACUCACUCCAUCAAGCCACAGGGACCUAAGACUGGUUUAAGUCACAAACAACCCACAUGCCUUGGAGAUUAUGGUUCAUUAGAUUGUGUUUACCCAAAUAAAGUCGUACUCUGCGAUUUUUUAGACAAUUCUAUAAGCAUCUCCUAAGCACGCCGUGAGACAUUUAAGAGAUGUGUUACUUCCUUCACAUACAUAAAUAAUUUCCAAUAAAAAUCAGUGUGUGAAUAAUUUAUUUUUUCCAUCCAUUGGAAGCCAACCGUUUAGAAAACCACUCAGAAGAGCUGAAGUAAACCCCUUGUUCAAAAUUCCUUUUAAAUUUACAAGGAAAGAGGAAGUUAUUUCCUUCUCCUUGAAUUUUCCCGAAAAUCGAGAGCUUUAUCUAACAGUUUUGGCAUUCGGAGUCGUUUUUCAUGAAAAAGUUAAAAGGCACGUGAAAUCUGGGUCUCCGCAGACCACCCAGCAGUGAAAGAUGGACGAUUCUGCUAGGAGGAUUUGUGCGGGAUCCAACUUUUGGGGGUAAAACAAACACAAAAGCUCCUCCCUCGAGGGGCGGGGCGAUGCCCGGGUGAUGCACCAAUCACAGCACGCCCUGCCCUAUAUAAGGCCUGGAGGCCGCGCGGCAUCUUGUGCUGGUCCGUAGUCGCCCUCAGCUUGUCUUCGUGCCAUGUCUGAGACGGCUCCCGCAGCCACAGCUGACACUGCCUUGGUUUCAAUGGAGAAUCCUCCAGUAAAGAAGAGGGGGAAGAAGCCGGGGAGCCAGCCAGGCGCUAGUCGCAAGGCCCCGAGCCUCUCCGUGUCCAAGCUGAUCACGGAGGCGCUUUCUGUGUCCCAGGAGCGAGCAGGCAUGUCCCUGGCUGCGCUCAAGAAGGCGCUGGCGGCUGCCGGCUACGACGUGGAGAAGAACAACAGCCGCAUCAAGCUGGGCCUCAAGAGCCUGGUGAGCAAGGGCACCCUGGUGCAGACCAAGGGCACCGGCGCCUCGGGCUCCUUCAAGCUCAGCAAGAAGGCACUUCCUGAGCCCACUAAGAGCAAGGUCAAAAGGCCAUCUUCCGCCAAGGCGAAGAAGCUGGUUUUAUCCAAGGAUUCGAAAUCCCCGAAAGGUGCCAAGACCAACAAUAAAGCCAAGAAGCCCAGGGCAACGGCAGCGCAGAAAACGGCCAGAAGCGGCAGGAAGGCCCUGGGGGCCAAGGGCAAGCAAGCACGAAAGAGCCCGGGCAAGGCCAGAGCAGAGAAGCCGAAGGCCGGGAAGCCCAAGCUGAGCCAGCAGAAAACCAACGCGAGGAAAGUGGCGUCCAAGAAGUAAGCCAAAAGAAGC
Messenger RNA from Enhydra lutris kenyoni (northern sea otter), 1325 nucleotides. RefSeq names its product histone H1t (gene H1-6). The transcript has a single exon. NCBI's taxonomy places the organism in Eukaryota, Metazoa, Chordata, Mammalia, Carnivora, Mustelidae. Gene Ontology annotation, biological process: nucleosome assembly. Bases 675 to 1313 code for a protein of 212 amino acids. Gene Ontology annotation, cellular component: nucleosome. Gene Ontology annotation, molecular function: DNA binding. The record is from RefSeq and is a predicted model, not a curated record.